Messenger RNA from Vitis vinifera (wine grape), 3908 nucleotides. Its product is annotated as probable boron transporter 2. The record is from RefSeq and is a predicted model, not a curated record. Gene Ontology annotation, molecular function: solute:inorganic anion antiporter activity. Bases 1537 to 3699 code for a protein of 720 amino acids. Gene Ontology annotation, cellular component: plasma membrane. The transcript is spliced from 12 exons. Gene Ontology annotation, biological process: monoatomic anion transport; monoatomic ion homeostasis; transmembrane transport. Lineage: Eukaryota; Viridiplantae; Streptophyta; Magnoliopsida; Vitales; Vitaceae.
CUCUCCCUCCCUCUGCAACUCCAGCAUAGGUAACUGGUAAGUGGUAACAAAGUAUACCGAACUCCAAAUAAUCAUCAAGCCAAUCACAUUUUCACCAUUUUCACUAUUUUAUUUAAAUUUCUCCUCUCUCUCAAUCUCUCAAUCUCUCUCUCUCACUCUCACACACACUUUGUGGGUUCUUUUUUCUCUUCUUUUCAACCGCAGAGAAAGAGUUAUUUAUGCCUCGUCACCACACACUAUCUCAUCCACGCGAACAAGCCUUCCAUUGCCAGAGUUUGUUUUCGUUAAGAUAUCAAAAAUAUCUCUGAAUCUCUUGCUUUCAUCAUUUCUACAGCCUCACAGCCUUUUCUGGGCACAUCUUAAUCUUCUUGGCCUCUGUGUCUCCUUAGAUUUCUGUGCUUUUCUUUAGUCUUUCAGGUCAUGUAACUGCAGACUGUUGAACACCUCUGUUCUCUGUGAGCUCUCCAAACUGUUUGUGUUUUUCCUCAAAAGGGUCUUCACUGAAUAAUGUAAUAUUGAACAAGCUGUUUUGGCUGGUUUUCCUAUGUCUUUUUCUGAUGCCCAUGUGUUCUAAGCUGUUCUAGAUCAUUCCUAUUGAGAUUUCAGUCAUGGGUUCCCGCUAAUUUUGCUGUUCUGAAUCUGUGCACUUCGAUUUUCAAGGUUUAGGUUGCGUUCAGGUAAUGCCCAUUUGCUUCAAAUUGUUAUAGACAAUCCUAAAUUCAGUUUGUGAUAAUGGGUCUUCGUUAAUUUUUGUGGCUAUUACUCUCUGAACCUCACAGCUCUCCCCUUUAUCCCCUUUAUCGAGGUCUUUAUGAGUGAUAGCAUGUAAAAUUAGAUCAUGUAACUGAUCUUGAGGGUUCUGCUGCAUUUUAUUUUGGCUAGAAUAGUCUUGGUAGGAGUUAGUUGAUGAACAGGAGGCUUUCAUGAUAGUUUACUAAGAGGGGAAGUGAUGGAUCUGUGCUUUUUCCAAGUCAACCGCUAGCUGAGAUCUGAGGAAAUGGGGAAUGUCUGUUUAUUUCGUUAAUCUUGAGGGUACCAAUUCCAAAUGAAUUCCUUUCGCUAGUACUAUUGAAUUUUACUCAGAUAUGGAGUUCAGGUAACUGAGAAAGAAUCAGUAGUGCCACACAAUUUUGAGUCACAUUCAUUACUCAUUGAUUCUUUUGUUCGUUAUAUCAAUACAUCCAAAAUCAUUCUUUAUAUCUUCCUUUGAAAUGUAAAGUUCUUGAAUUGUAUACAUUUAUUCAUGGACCUCAUCAGGGGUCGCUUAUACAUUGAAAAAUAAUGAAUCAGCAUUAUUUCUUUCCCGCUUCUCCUUCCAAUUCAUUGAUGAUGAAGAAGUCCUUGUCUUUCUGCCCAUAAUUUCUGAUCACUAUCCUCACUGAUGCAAAUUUAGUUAUGGUGUUGGCCUCUCGAGUCUCUUAUAUCUGUGUUCAAUAGUGUUUUUCGUAUCACUUCUCUUGUACCUAUCAGUUGUUUGUCAAAGAAAAAAAAUUGUAUUCCCUUCUUCCUCACAAGAAAAAAAAAAUACAAGUGGUCAUGGAAGAAACAUUUGUUCCCUUCCGCGGAAUCAAGAAUGAUCUCAAAGGAAGAAUUUUAUGCUACAAGCAAGACUGGACUGGCGGUCUUCGAGCAGGUAUCGGGAUUCUGGCUCCAACGACAUACAUAUUCUUUGCUUCAGCAAUUCCAGUCAUAUCUUUUGGGGAGCAGUUGGAAAGAUACACAAAUGGAACCUUAACUGCAGUGCAAACCCUUGCAUCAACAGCCCUCUGUGGGAUCAUCCACUCAAUUGUUGGAGGACAGCCACUGCUUAUACUUGGAGUGGCGGAGCCAACAGUGUUGAUGUACACAUUUAUGUUUAACUUUGCUAAGGACCGGAAGGAUUUGGGGCAGGAACUCUUCUUGGCCUGGACAGGAUGGGUUUGUGUAUGGACAGCCCUAUUGCUCUUUUUGCUGGCCAUUCUGGGAGCAUGCUCUAUAAUCAAUAGAUUCACACGCAUUGCUGGUGAAUUAUUUGGUCUGCUUAUUGCAAUGCUCUUUAUGCAGCAGGCUAUUCGGGGAGUUGUGGAGGAAUUUGGAAUACCCCAGAGAGAAGAUCGUAACCAAACUGCAUUCCUGCCCUCUUGGCGCUUUGGCAAUGGAAUGUUUGCAUUGGUUUUGUCCUUUGGCUUACUUCUUACUGCAUUAAGGAGCCGUAAGGCUAGAUCCUGGCGCUAUGGUACAGGCUGGUUACGGGGGCUUAUUGCGGAUUAUGGAGUCCCAUUUAUGGUGGUUGUGUGGACUGCUGUAUCUUAUAUACCGGUUAAUGAUGUCCCAAAAGGGAUCCCACGGCGGCUUUUCAGCCCAAAUCCAUGGUCUCCUGGUGCAUACUCAAAUUGGACUGUUAUCAAGGAAAUGUUGGAUGUCCCCCCACUGUACAUUGUUGGGGCAUUUAUUCCAGCAACUAUGAUUGCUGUGCUGUACUACUUUGAUCACAGUGUUGCGUCUCAACUUGCACAGCAAAAGGAGUUCAAUCUGAAGAAACCAGCUUCAUAUCACUAUGAUCUUCUUCUUUUGGGUUUCUUGGUCAUAUUGUGUGGUCUUAUUGGCAUUCCUCCUUCCAAUGGAGUUAUUCCACAAUCUCCAAUGCAUACAAAAAGCUUAGCCACUCUGAAACAUCAGCUUUUGCGGAAUAAGCUCGUAUCGACUGUCCGAAAAAGUAUGCGUAAAAAUGCAAACCUGGGUCAACUGUACAGUAGCAUGCAAGAAGCAUACAAUGAAAUGCAGACUCCACUUGUUUAUCAAACUCCCCCUGCUCUGGGACUGAAAGAGCUGAAAGAAUCCACAAUCCAACUGGCCUCAAGUACAGGCUUCAUUGAUGCCCCAGUUGAUGAGACGGUCUUUGAUGUGGAUAAAGAUGUAGAUGAUCUUUUACCGGUUGAAGUCAAAGAACAACGCCUUAGCAAUCUACUUCAGGCAAUGAUGGUUGGUGCGUGUGUUGCUGCCAUGCCUGUUCUGAAGAAGAUACCAACUUCAGUUCUUUGGGGCUAUUUUGCUUUCAUGGCGAUUGAAAGCUUGCCUGGAAAUCAGUUCUGGGAGAGAAUUCUGUUACUUUUCACUGCUCCAAGUCGAAGAUACAAGGUGUUGGAGGAGUGUCAUGCAACAUUUGUUGAGACUGUGCCAUUCAAAGCAAUUGCCACCUUCACCUUGUUCCAGACGGUCUACUUGCUUGUGUGUUUUGGUAUAACAUGGAUCCCAAUAGCUGGGGUCCUUUUCCCAAUGAUGAUCAUGCUUCUCGUUCCAGUACGGCAGUAUUUGCUCCCCAAGUUUUUCAAAGGAGUCCAUCUUCAAGAACUGGAUGCAGCGGAAUAUGAAGAAGCCCCUGCCAUGACUUUCAACAUGUCAUGUGAAGAUCAGGAUCCUCAAGCAAGAACUACCCACAUUGAUAGUGGGGAAAUUCUUGAUGAAAUGAUCACAAGAAGCCGUGGUGAGAUCCGUAAUACACAGAGCCCAAAAGUAACAAGCUCAUCCCCUGCCUCACUAGGGGAUAUGAAACCUGCAUAUAGCCCUAGGCUAUCACAGAGGGCAUACAGCCCACGCUUGAGUGAGUUGAGGGCAGAACAGAGCCCCAGAUUCACUGGAAAGGGAGUUGAGCUGAAAGAAACUCCCAGUCCUAGGCCAUCUAUCCUUGGGAAAAGUCCUCAUGGUUCGUCUUCAAGCUAAAAGUGUAAAUUUAUUGUUCUGGUGAGUCUACUUAUCAGUGGUGCUCGAGAGGUCUUUGUUUUAAGUUCAUGUAACCAAGUGUGUUUCUUUCUGCUUCUAACCUGUCAUGAUAAUGUGGAUUGUUUGUCAGUAAUGCUUUCCUGUAUCUCCUAAAGAGACUGGGCAGAGGACACAAUUAUGAUAGUGGAAAAUGUGUUUAUUAUACUUAA